AGAGAUGGCAGCAGACUACCUUCCGGAAUAGUCAUAGAAGAAGAAGAAUAGGUCGAACCGGAAGUAGUCUAUCAGAAGGACGUAGUGGUGUGGGGAAGUAGCGAGCUAACUCAGCUAAAAUGCUGUCAGUUUUAUCUAAUGUGCUGAGGACGUGUGCACAGAAAAAUGGUGCUGCCGUGGUCGUGUCAGCAAGGACGUAUGCUGACUUCACAACCCAGGCUACGUUUGAGAUAAAGCAAUGUGAUACGUUCAAGCUGGAUGAGGCCCCAGCCACUCAGGUGGUGAUGACUCGUGAUGAGGGUCUUCAGUACUAUCGGACAAUGCAGACAAUGAGGCGAAUGGAGCUUAAGGCAGAUCAGCUGUAUAAGCAGAAGAUCAUCAGAGGUUUCUGCCAUUUGUAUGACGGCCAGGAAGCUUGUGCUGUUGGUAUUGAAGCAGCAAUUAAUUUGUCAGACCACCUGAUCACUGCGUACCGUGCCCACGGCUACACUUUCACCAGGGGAGGGACUGUAAAGGAAAUCAUGGCGGAGCUCACUGGUAGAAGAAGUGGCAUUGCAAAGGGCAAAGGAGGGUCCAUGCAUAUGUACUGUAAAAAUUUCUAUGGGGGAAACGGCAUUGUUGGAGCCCAGGUUCCAUUGGGUGCUGGUGUGGCUCUUGCUUGCAACUAUAUGGGCAACAAUGAGUUGUGUGUCUGUUUGUAUGGUGACGGUGCUGCUAACCAGGGUCAAAUCUUUGAGACGUACAACAUGGCUGCACUUUGGAAGCUGCCUGUCAUCUUCGUCUGUGAGAACAACAGGUACGGCAUGGGCACGUCAGUGGAGCGGGCAGCCGCCAGUACGGACUACUUCAAGAGAGGAGAGUUCAUUCCUGGUCUCAGGGUGGAUGGGAUGGAUGUUCUCUGUGUUCGGGAAGCAACACGCUUUGCAGCUGAUAUGUGCCGAUCUGGCAAGGGUCCUGUUCUGAUGGAACUUCAGACGUACCGCUAUCACGGUCACAGUAUGAGUGAUCCUGGUGUCAGCUACCGCACACGCGAGGAGAUCCAGGAAGUGCGCAGCAAGAGCGACCCUAUCUCCUUGCUGAAGGACCGCAUGCUGAGCAACAACAUGGCCAGUGUGGAGGAGCUCAAGGAGAUCGACGUUGAGGUGAGGAAGGAAAUAGAAGAUGCUGCUCAGUUUGCCACCACAGAUCCUGAACCACCACUGGAAGAACUGUGCGACCAUAUCUUUCACAAUAAUCCCCCACUGGAGGUGCGCGGCACCAACCCAUGGACCAAGCUGAAGUCUCUUAGUUAAAUUAUUCUCAUCACCUCAUCCACUCCAAUAUAAAAUAACUUUGCAGCCCUAAUGUAAACUUUGUCAAAUAUCCAUUAAGUUAAUUCAACUUGAGACCCGCAGCAAAUGUCAGCAAGUUGCUUUUAAUUCAACCGUAUUAUGUCAAACGCACCCCUACAGUAAACCUUUUUUAAGAGGCUUUUUCUAUUCAUGUGCCAUCUUCCUUAUGAUAUUUUCUUAAGGUUGAAUGCUACAUAUUUUUCAAUCUAGUUUUCAGAUGUUACAUUCGAUACUGUAUUUGGGGGGAAAAAAGUAGGCUUCUGUUUAAAUGAAGCACUUCGGAUACAGUUAAGUUCUCAGUCUAUGCCAUGAAAAGCAACAGCAGCCCAUUGUUUUUUUUAUUGCAUAUGUCAUUGAUUCAAAGCAAAAAGUUAAUACCUUCAGCAAAUGAAACUGAGCUAUGCCUGGAAUGUGUUUUUCCAAAUACGACGUACACGAGUAAUGCACUCCCAAGCAAAUGACUCUUAAGAUUCCCUCAUGUAUGUAAAGCGUGUUAACCCUUCAGGUGUUCUUUUUCACAUUUGCUGAAGGAUCCGAUGUUGACAAUUAGCCAGGUAUAUUUCGGCAGUGAACUAUACAUUACACACACUGUUUGACAGUCAACACAUUCAUGUCAUCUUUUCUCCAUAAUGUAACAAAGAUCUUAAACAAAAAAUAUUUUGCAAUUAAUGCUGAUUGUGCCACUGUUGUCUGUUACAUCGAGGGAAUGAUGAUUAUUCAAACUUUGGUCUUAUGUGUGCAUCAUGUAUUAAAAACCUAUCAGAGAUCCUCCUUUUUAAGAUUUAUUUAUUUUUUUGGUCGACUUGGUUAAUCUGUUUUACAUAAAUGAGAAAUAUGAGUUGCUAAAGUGAGCGGGUUAAAGGCUGUAAACAUUAAAAACUGGUUGGUUAGCUUUUUUGGCUUUACUUAACCAUGUCCUAAGAGGGUGUGGUCCUUAAAUUUGCAACUACAGGUAGUUAGACGAGAGACGAUGUGAUGAGCAUGAAGGUCCCAGACUAGAUGAAAGUUACUGUGCAUGACUUUGGACAUACUGGCUCUGUGACUGUUUCAGCAUGUUGUAUUUACCAGCAUCAUCUAAAAUACUGAGGGCAUCUAUCCACUGUCAUGUAAGUCGUCAUACUCUUCAUUUUCAGCAUUGAAUCAACUUUGUUGUACUUACGUUGUUUGCAGAGGAAGAUGGGAAGUCAAACUUACAACUACAUUAUACUGUAUCUGAUUUCUAUCAUUGCUGCUUAUUCACUUACUAUUUACGUCAGUGUUGUCACAGUAAUAAUAGCGUUAAUAACUGUAACUAGGGGUGCUCUGAGCAGGGUUUUAUGCAGCCAAUACUGAGCAUGCAAGAGUGAGAUCAGCCGAUACCGAUCACAUGGAUUAACUGUACAUUUUUCAAUUUAUGAUGAGCAUUAC
This is a messenger RNA of Dunckerocampus dactyliophorus (ringed pipefish), 2738 nucleotides long. Its product is annotated as pyruvate dehydrogenase E1 component subunit alpha, mitochondrial-like. Gene Ontology annotation, biological process: pyruvate decarboxylation to acetyl-CoA. The record is from RefSeq and is a predicted model, not a curated record. The transcript has 11 exons. Lineage: Eukaryota; Metazoa; Chordata; Actinopteri; Syngnathiformes; Syngnathidae. Gene Ontology annotation, cellular component: intracellular membrane-bounded organelle. The coding region runs from base 120 to 1292 and encodes 390 amino acids. Gene Ontology annotation, molecular function: pyruvate dehydrogenase (acetyl-transferring) activity.